GGCACUGGGGAUUCAAGUUAGACAGGGUGGCAGUUCCCUGCCACCACCGGGGAGAGGGGAGUGACCAGCAACUCCUGGCAUGGCUCUUUUCAUGUGGGAUGCUUAAGGGCUGCGGGCAGAGAGAGUAACUUGGAGGCGAGGGAAGCUGGCAUGAGGAUUCCGCCAAAAUGGAAGGGCUCCUGUCUCCGAUGAGGACGAAGAUGACGGAAGGCCGUCGAUGUCAAGUACAUCUUCUUGAUGACCGGAAGCUGGAACUCCUAGUACAGCCCAAGCUUUUGGCCAAGGAGCUGCUUGACCUCGUGGCAUCUCACUUCAAUCUGAAGGAGAAGGAAUACUUUGGAAUCGCCUUCACAGAUGAGACGGGACACUUAAACUGGCUUCAACUAGAUCGAAGAGUCUUGGAACACGACUUCCCCAAAAAGUCGGGACCAGUGGUUUUAUACUUUUGUGUCAGGUUCUAUAUAGAGAGCAUCUCAUACCUAAAGGACAAUGCCACCAUAGAGCUCUUUUUCUUGAAUGCCAAGUCCUGUAUCUACAAGGAGCUGAUUGAUGUUGACAGUGAAGUGGUGUUUGAAUUAGCCUCGUAUAUUUUACAGGAAGCAAAGGGAGACUUUUCUAGCAACGAAGUGGUGAGGACGGACUUGAAGAAACUGCCAGCACUUCCCACGCAGGCUCUGAAGGAGCACCCCUCCCUGGCUUACUGCGAGGACCGGGUCAUCGAGCACUACAAGAAACUGAACGGCCAGACCAGAGGCCAAGCCAUCGUCAACUACAUGAGCAUCGUGGAGUCUCUCCCAACCUACGGGGUUCACUAUUACGCAGUGAAGGACAAGCAGGGGAUACCGUGGUGGCUGGGACUGAGCUACAAAGGCAUCUUCCAGUAUGACUACCACGAUAAAGUCAAGCCCAGGAAGAUAUUCCAAUGGAGGCAGUUGGAAAACCUGUAUUUCAGAGAGAAGAAGUUUUCUGUGGAAGUUCAUGACCCACGCAGGGCUUCAGUGACGAGGAGGACGUUUGGACACAGCGGCAUCGCAGUUCACACGUGGUACGCGUGUCCGGCACUGAUCAAGUCCAUCUGGGCUAUGGCCAUCAGCCAGCACCAGUUCUAUCUGGACAGAAAGCAGAGUAAGUCGAAGAUCCAUGCCGCCCGCAGCCUGAGCGAGAUCGCCAUCGACCUGACGGAGACGGGGACGCUGAAGACGUCCAAGCUGGCCAACAUGGGCAGCAAGGGCAAGAUCAUCAGCGGCAGCAGCGGCAGCCUGCUGUCCUCAGGUUCUCAGGAAUCAGAUAGCUCGCAGUCGGCCAAGAAAGACAUGCUGGCAGCCUUGAAAUCCAGGCAGGAAGCUCUGGAGGAAACGCUUCGCCAGCGGCUGGAAGAGCUGAAGAGACUCUGCCUACGAGAAGCGGAGCUGACAGGCAAACUGCCCGUGGAGUAUCCCCUGGAUCCAGGAGAGGAACCACCCAUUGUUCGAAGAAGAAUCGGGACAGCCUUCAAACUGGACGAGCAGAAAAUCCUGCCCAAAGGAGAGGAGGCCGAGCUGGAGCGCCUGGAGCGGGAGUUUGCCAUUCAGUCCCAGAUUACGGAGGCUGCCCGCCGGCUGGCCAGUGACCCUAACGUCAGCAAGAAACUGAAGAAGCAGAGGAAGACCUCUUACCUGAAUGCACUGAAGAAGCUGCAGGAGAUUGAAAGCGCAAUCAACGAGAACCGCGUCAAGUCUGGGAAGAAACCCACCCAGCGGGCCUCGCUGAUCAUCGAAGAUGGAAAUAUUGCCAGUGAAGACAGUUCCCUGUCAGAUGCCCUUGUUCUAGAAGAUGAAGACUCUCAGGUCACCAGCACACUGUCCCCCUUACAGUCCCCUCACAGAGGGCUCCCUCCUCGGCCACCGUCGCACAACCGGCCGCCCCCUCCCCAGUCCCUGGAGGGACUCAGGCAGAUGCACUAUCACCGCAACGACUAUGACAAAUCGCCCAUAAAGCCCAAAAUGUGGAGCGAGUCCUCCUUAGAUGAGCCUUACGAGAAGGUCAAGAAGCGUUCCUCCCACGGUCACUCCAGUAGCCACAAGCGCUUCCCCAGCACGGGGAGCUGCGCUGAAGCGGGCGGGGGAGGCAGCUCCCUGCAGACCAGCCCCAUCCGCAGCCUCCCGCCCUGGGACUCGCAGCGCAGCGUGCCCUCCACACCCGACCUCCGAGUCCGCAGUCCCCACUACGUGCAUUCCACGAGGUCGGUGGACCUCAGCCCCACGCGGCUGCACAGCCUCGCCCUGCACUUCCGGCACCGGAGCUCCAGCUUGGAGUCCCAGGGCAAGCUCCUGGGCUCCGAGAACGACACGGGGAGCCCCGACUUCUACACGCCGCGCACGCGCAGCAGCAACGGCUCGGACCCCAUGGACGACUGCUCGUCGUGCACCAGCCACUCGAGCUCGGAGCACUACUACCCGGCGCAGAUGAACGCCAACUACUCCACGCUGGCCGAGGACUCGCCGUCCAAGGCGCGCGCGCGGCAGCGGCAGCGGCAGCGGGCGGCGGGCGCGCUGGGCGCGGCGAACUCGGGCAGCAUGCCCAACCUGGCGGCGCGCGGCGGCGGCGGCGGCCACGGCCACGGCCACGGCCACGGCGUCUACCUGCACAGCCAGAGCCAGCCCAGCUCGCAGUACCGCAUCAAGGAGUACCCGCUGUACGUGGAGGGCGGCGCCACGCCCGUGGUGGUGCGCAGCCUGGAGAGCGACCAGGAGGGCCACUACAGCGUCAAGGCGCAGUUCAAGACCUCCAACUCGUACACGGCCGGCGGCCUGUUCCGCGAGAGCUGGCGCGGCGCCGACGAGGGCGACGCGGGCCGCCUGACGCCCUCGCGCUCGCAGAUCCUGCGGACUCCGUCGCUGGGCCGCGACGGCGGCGCCCACGACAAGGGCGCGGGCCGCGCCGCCGUCUCGGAUGAGCUGCGCCAGUGGUACCAGCGCUCGAGCGCCUCGCACAAGGAGCACAGCCGCCUGUCGCACGCCAGCUCCGCCUCCUCGGACAGCGGCUCCCAGUACAGCGCCUCCUCCCAGAGCACCUUCGUGGCGCACAGCAGGGUCACCAGGAUGCCCCAGAUGUGCAAGGCCACGUCAGCUGCCUUACCUCAAAGCCAGAGAAGCUCAACGCCGUGCAGUGAAGUUGGAGCGACGCCCCCUGGCAGCCCGCACCACAUGCUAACCUGGCGGACUGGGAGCUACAACGAUAGCUGUUUCCUGGAUUCCUCCCUCUAUCCAGAACUAGCUGAUGUCCAGUGGUACGGGCAAGAAAAAGCCAAGCCCGGGACCCUCGUGUGAGCCAGCCGGCCUCAAUCUGGCCGCCUCGACGCCAUUCUGAGAUCACCUCACUGCCUCUCAUUUGCCUUACCCAGACGCAGUGUCACCCUGCACCAGCUUCGGCCCUCAGCACUUUUCUUCUCCUGUCUCCGCGUCCCCCUCACCCUCCAACAACCUGACUGAGGAGACAUUCUGGAAGGUUCCGGUCCCACUGUGUGUCCCCUGGCUCCCUUGCCCAGAGAGCCAGGCACCAAUCCUCAACGGCACCUUGGUGGCUCCCCCCUGCUGCGACAGCCCCCUGGCCGGGAACCAUCAGGGAAGCUGGCUGGCCUGGAUUCCUGUGGGCUAGUGGCAUUGGUGGAGACCAGGAGAGGGGACUUACGUACAGGGCGAUCCAGAAAGACUGUGAAAGCUGGGGCCCCCCUGGAGGCCCACCAAGCCCUUGGUGACGAAGAUGCCUCGUGCGAACAUUCAGCGGACAGCUGAACUACUUCCUGGGAGGAGUGACUGUUGCGGGAGCAGGGAGAACGGAAACAGAAGCUGAACACGUCAGAGAUGCAUCCAAGGAUCACAGUCAGUUAUGCUGCCAAAGAUUUAAAAAAAUUAAAAACUAAAAACACACAAAAAAUUAAGAGGGGCCAAGAGGAAGACAUUCUUUCUGCAAUGAGACCUCCUUUAAAUCCUCCACUGCUAUUGCAUCCCACACGUGAACGUCAGCCAUCUGUGACGGGUGCCCCUCUUCACCCCUCUCCAUUGAGAGCCUGAAAACUAACCCCAUGUGAUGGCCACGUCGGGGGACCCCUGGCUGGCACUGCUGACUUGGAUCUCCAUGAGUCUGGACCCCAAGGAGAACAGACCCACGGGGAGUAGCGGAAUGUCCGCUUAGCCCCGGCCUGCAUGGGGGGUUCAGCCCAAGACACAAAGCUGCUUUCCUUUGCGGAUUUGUAGGAAACGUAAGGUGAUGGUUGCCAAAAGUGGUUCUCUCUCAUUAAAACAACCAGUAAAAGUGUACCCUAUUUUUUUCUCACAAGGUGUUUCAUUUGAUUUUUUAUGGGAAGCCAAGGGAAAAAGCACACUGCAAUCCAUUCAAGUGUUUAACUGUCGUAGCCCAUUUUCUGUUUGUUAGCACUCGUGUGACAAAGAGCUCAGAUUCGAUGGCACCCGGUUACCAACGUGUCACUUCUUCCAGGAACCCAACUAUGCCCUUAGGUAGGAAGACCGUACUCACAUGUCUACUAGCUGGCAGGCAGAGCAGGGUUGAAAAAAUAUAUCAGCUCCCAGAGGGCCCAUAUGCCUACGACAUCAUCAGCGACCUUGAUAUGUCACGAUGGUCUGCAGGUACCAAAAAAGGAAGAGAGAAGAAAGGUGUGUGGGAGCUGCACGUUUACAUGUGUUUUGAGCUAUGCUUAAUACACAACUGGAAAGCCAUCAAUCUUCAAAGGCCUCAAAAAUAGUUUUAUAAUACUAACAAGUGCACACUCGUAGUUGGGUUAUUUCAAAUGGCACAAACACGGUCUCCACAGAGGUGGGAUGCUGUGCUUAUUGGCGCAAGUGGCGGGGCGGGGGGCGGAAUUUCUUUUCUCACUUGUAAUGACUUCCUACUGGAAAGGCAGUGGACAGCCAGAGACAGGAGCUGGGGUGGGGGAGAUUUGUGGGCAAGCAGAGUUGAAGUUAGCUUUAGCGUAACAAGAAAAAGCUUUGUUUUUUAUGUAUAGGUAAUCCAAGAAUAAACAAUAGACUCUACCAGACCAGGAGGGUAAGAACGGACACUUAGCAUUGGUUAAAAUGAACUAUCAGGAAAUACCCACGGUGCUCCCCCUGCGGGCUCACGGCAGGCUGGGGCCAGGCUGGACGGCUCAGGGCCGGGCUUCCCUGGCUCUGUGCACUGCUGGGUUGGUGAUACCAGCUUGCGGAAGGGAUUAAUAUUCACAGAACACUUUAGGGGUGAACCCUGCAGGGUAAAUAAAAUUGGUUAUGAUGAUAUUAAACAAUUCUGGGGAUUGACACGGGCAGGGGUGUUGCUCUUAUUUUGAUGCUCAGAGCUACAAACAGCAGGUUUUUCUUUCCCCAUUCGGAAACAUUCUGUAUUAGGCCAGAUUCUUUCUCCCAAAAGAAGAUGCAUGAAUAAUCAAACUGAACUCUGUCCCAGAGGAAAAGUCAAAAGGGAAAUAGACGAGGUGACCAGGUUACAUACUGCGGAUGAUACAACAGGGAUAGUAGUUUGAAAUCAAGUCUGAAGUCAGUCGGAUCAAAUUUUUAGCCCAGUUGGGUUACAAUGACUGAGAGACAAAAAUUCUUUCUAAACACUUGGGUGUGGGAUUCGGGGGGCAGAAAGGAAUGGAGGCAGGAUAGAGGGGCAGAAUUACAGUUCAGGCAAACAGUAUGAUGGUCUGGUAGUAAAGACGGAGAUUAAGUAAAACAGGUUUUACUGUUGAGCUGCGUUCAGUUCCUACAGGAUGUACAUAAAAGUGCUGGUCCUUUGAGACUGACGUGGUUAAUGAUGAGUGUGGUGGAAAAUGAUAUAGUUACUGUACACAAGCACUGGCAAGCUCUUUAUGUAUCCCUAUUUCUUUAAGGCAAAUUAAGAUGAAAUAUGAAACCCCUGGUCUGAUACAAAGCCCCUACUGGAUUCUUUGGAUACGUAUAAGAAACUGCCUGUUUAGCCAGAAGGCUGGUGAAAACACCUACGUCAGACUUUGUUAUGAGACAGGUGGGUUUUUCUAAUUUGAUCAUAUGCAGGUGAGUGUUGAAACCGUUCAAAUUCCAAUUUGUUUUCAUUCGGUAUUAGUUUAGUUCUACACAUAGCAAACCCCAUCCAGGUGCUAUCAGAUGACCAGUUACUGCUUAAUUAACUAGGUGUAAAGUUUUACAUAUACAUUAAUGUCAAUAGUUUAUUACAAGUCGUGUAAAAUGGACUCUAGUUUAAUAAUGGGGAAGAAAGGAUUAGGUCGCUCCUGAAACUGACUUGUAGAGCAUGUAAAAUGAUUUUACUGGAUUCUGUUCAACUGUAAUCAAUGACAAAGAUGUAUGUUGUAGACAAAGUUGCAGAAUUAAAAAGAAAUCUGCUUUUAAUUUAUUCUUUUUGUAUUAAGAAUUUGUAU
Molecule: messenger RNA, 6388 nt
Organism: Balaenoptera ricei (Rice's whale)
Lineage: Eukaryota; Metazoa; Chordata; Mammalia; Artiodactyla; Balaenopteridae
Gene: FRMD4A
Product: FERM domain containing 4A
Exons: 23
Coding region: 168-3308 (1046 amino acids)
Biological process (GO): establishment of epithelial cell polarity
Cellular component (GO): adherens junction; bicellular tight junction; cytoskeleton
Source: RefSeq, a predicted model, not a curated record